AUGGGAUUGAUCUUCCCGGAGACUCGCACCGAUUGGAAAUUUGACCUUGUCGGUCUUCUCGCCAUCAUUGGAGAGUCUAUCAUUGAGGAGGUUGUUCAACCCCUAACUGCUUCACCAACAAUUUUACUUCCAAGGCUGCUGCCGGCGCCACAUGCACUAAUUCGACCUUCUCGCCGAACGGCACUUCCGUCGACUCCUGUCACCGUUCAUGGCGUCUACUCAGGGAUUCAGUUACAAAGUAUUCCUUAUUUCCCUAGCAUGAUCCACCAGCUCGAGCUGACUCGACCCUACGAAUUCCAAAAAAUGACGAUUGAGCUGUGUCAAGACGACGAGGAAGUUCUCCGUCCCGGCCACGAUAAAAUAGCGACAGUUAAGAAAUUGGCACCCCUGAAAUUAAUCACAAUCUGCAGUUCUGUUUGGACGGCUGGUGUUUUGGCCUGGGCAAUCGUGCUUCGUGAUGGCCCCGCAGUUGUUGCAAUUGUUCUGGUAUCUCUUGCCAGCAGUUUUCACAGUGCUGCCUCAUUUUGGCAGUCCGAUGCAAUAGUUAGGCCCAGCUCGACACGGUCGCCCCCCGGUGACCUUGUUCUUCGAACUCGAGAAGGGGCUUUCAUUGUGGUACAUUGCAAAGAAGCAGUCGCGAGGCUACUAUAUACGGGCGAAGUAAAAUGUGCUUAUGUGGCGGGAGCCAAGCUGUAUAGAAUCCUUAUUUACGUGGGCACCUUGCUUUUAAUGCUGGGCAUUGUAUUGAUGUCUAAUUGUUCCUGGACCAUGCAGGUCACUCUCGGUGCUUCCUACCUGGCACUGAAUGUCAUCUAUAUGUUCUGUGCUCUAACGCCUGCAGUCAGUCGGACAUGGCAUUGGAAUAUGCGGCUGGUUAGGGUAGUAGACAAAUCUACUAUCAUCACGGAAAAUUAUACUGAGGCUAUUUGGCUUGCUAUUAGAGCCACCAAAGAAAUUGACUGGGUCAGAAAAGGAGGUCUUAUUCCUCAAACGAUGGUGUGGAAUGUGUGGCUUGAUGAGGCAAAACUUAACGCUUCAAAUGGCAAUGCCAAUUGGCCUGCUACUAAGAGGAAGGACGAACUCUUACUUGAGGAUGCACUGGCGAAAGAGGCAAGCAACCAGGAUGAUGAUAUGUCGCAGCCCAAGAGGAGGCCGACAUUACUGUAG
Aspergillus oryzae RIB40 is the source of this 1167-nucleotide messenger RNA. RefSeq lists its product as uncharacterized. The coding region runs from base 1 to 1167 and encodes 388 amino acids. NCBI's taxonomy places the organism in Eukaryota, Fungi, Ascomycota, Eurotiomycetes, Eurotiales, Aspergillaceae. The transcript has a single exon. The record is from RefSeq and is a predicted model, not a curated record.